This is a messenger RNA of Echinops telfairi (small Madagascar hedgehog), 1136 nucleotides long. RefSeq names its product nucleolar protein interacting with the FHA domain of MKI67 (gene NIFK). Bases 47 to 853 code for a protein of 268 amino acids. Gene Ontology annotation, cellular component: nucleolus. The record is from RefSeq and is a predicted model, not a curated record. Gene Ontology annotation, biological process: maturation of LSU-rRNA from tricistronic rRNA transcript (SSU-rRNA, 5.8S rRNA, LSU-rRNA). The transcript has 6 exons. Lineage: Eukaryota; Metazoa; Chordata; Mammalia; Afrosoricida; Tenrecidae. Gene Ontology annotation, molecular function: RNA binding.
UUCUGUAGGCUCCGCGUGGAGCGUUUCAGCCAGGGCCGACUAGGACAUGGCGACUUUGGAUGGCCCCGCUAAGCCUCUGCUGUCGCUGAACCCGCAGGAACAGGCCAAGUUUCAGAAGCAGGUGGCGCAGGCCCGCCGGCGCGCGGCCCAGCAAGAGAAACUCACACCUGGAGUCGUGUAUGUGGGUCACAUACCGCGAGGCCUUUUCGAACCCCAGCUCAAGGCUUAUUUCUCCCAGUUUGGUACUGUUUCAAGACUCAAAUUGUCCAGAAGUAAAAAGACUGGCAGUAGCAAAGGCUAUGCCUUUGUGGAGUUUGAGUCAGACGAUGUUGCCAAGAUAGUUGCUGAGACAAUGAACAACUACCUUUUUGCUGAAAGACUCUUGAAGUGUGAUUUUAUGCCACCUGAAAAAGUCCAUGAAGAACUUUUCAAAGACUGGAAUAUUCCAUUUUCAAAGCCAUCCCAUCCAGCAGUGAAGCGGUAUAAUAAGAAACGAACACUUCCGGAAAAGCUACGGAUGGAGAAACGAUUUAAAAACAAAGAAAAAUUGCUCAGGAAGAAGUUAGCUAAAAAAGGGAUAGUUUAUAGUUUUCCUCUAUUGGUUUUACCAAAAAAGAAAAACCAAGAUGUUUCAAAGAGUGACCUUCAGGACUCUAUGAAUAGCCAGGGCUCCACUCCAAUUUGUACACCAUCAUAUUUGGAAAGGCGAAAGUCUGAAGUGGCUGAAUUGAAUGACGAUGAAGAUCAUGAAAUCAUUCUCAAACAGCCUGCAGUUGAUGUCAAGGAAGAAAUUCAAGAGACUCAACCACCACCCGCAAAGUCAGGGAAAAAAAGAAGACGAAAAAGCAAAUAGUGACUGAAUGCAUUAUAUAGCUUUUAAAAAAUGGGCAAUUUGGGUAUUAGGUCUGGGUGCAAUAAGAUGCAGAUAUUGGCACAAUUUUUGAAGGACAAGGACCAUCCAAGUAAACAGCAGGUAACUCUGUUCACUUCCCCUUGCUGAAAUACAGGGCUCUGGCCGUGGCCUGCUCAUGCUUCCUCUUCAGCCUGCUCCUUUUGUGUUGUCUUCAUAUUUCAGAGUUGUCUGUAAUUUAUGUUCAAACAGUGACCAGCAAAUAAACUUCCUGCCAUCAGUUUAA